This is a messenger RNA of Oncorhynchus keta (chum salmon), 1476 nucleotides long. RefSeq lists its product as uncharacterized. The transcript has 2 exons. The record is from RefSeq and is a predicted model, not a curated record. Bases 1 to 1476 code for a protein of 491 amino acids. Lineage: Eukaryota; Metazoa; Chordata; Actinopteri; Salmoniformes; Salmonidae.
AUGGAUCCUACAGCCUACCACAGCGAGAUGGAUCCUACAGCCUACCACAGUGAGAUGGAUCCUACAGCCUACCACAGUGAGAUGGAUCCUACAGCCUACCACAGUGAGAUGGAUCCUACAGCCUACCACAGUGAGAUGGAUCCUACAGCCUACCACAGUGAGAUGGAUCCUACAGCCUACCACAGCGAGAUGGAUCCUACAGCCUACCACAGUGAGAUGGAUCCUACAGCCUACCACAGUGAGAUGGAUCCUACAGCCUACCACAGUGAGAUGGAUCCUACAGCCUACCACAGUGAGAUGGAUCCUACAGCCUACCACAGUGAGAUGGAUCCUACAGCCUACCACAGUGAGAUGGAUCCUACAGCCUACCACAGUGAGAUGGAUCCUACAGCCUACCACAGUGAGAUGGAUCCUACAGCCUACCACAGUGAGAUGGAUCCUACAGCCUACCACAGCGAGAUGGAUCCUACAGCCUACCACAGUGAGAUGGAUCCUACAGCCUACCACAGUGAGAUGGAUCCUACAGCCUACCACAGCGAGAUGGAUCCUACAGCCUACCACAGUGAGAUGGAUCCUACAGCCUACCACAGUGAGAUGGAUCCUACAGCCUACCACAGUGAGAUGGAUCCUACAGCCUACCACAGCGAGAUGGAUCCUACAGCCUACCACAGCGAGAUGGAUCCUACAGCCUACCACAGCGAGAUGGAUCCUACAGCCUACCACAGCGAGAUGGAUCCUACAGCCUACCACAGUGAGAUGGAUCCUACAGCCUACCACAGUGAGAUGGAUCCUACAGCCUACCACAGUGAGAUGGAUCCUACAGCCUACCACAGCGAGAUGGAUCCUACAGCCUACCACAGCGAGAUGGAUCCUACAGCCUACCACAGCGAGAUGGAUCCUACAGCCUACCACAGUGAGAUGGAUCCUACAGCCUACCACAGUGAGAAGGAUCCUACAGCCUACCACAGUGAGAUGGAUCCUACAGCCUACCACAGCGAGAUGGAUCCUACAGCCUACCACAGCGAGAUGGAUCCUACAGCCUACCACAGCGAGAUGGAUCCUACAGCCUACCACAGUGAGAUGGAUCCUACAGCCUACCACAGUGAGAUGGAUCCUACAGCCUACCACAGUGAGAUGGAUCCUACAGCCUACCACAGUGAGAUGGAUCCUACAGCCUACCACAGCGAGAUGGAUCCUACAGCCUACCACAGUGAGAUGGAUCCUACAGCCUACCACAGCGAGAUGGAUCCUACAGCCUACCACAGUGAGAUGGAUCCUACAGCCUACCACAGUGAGAUGGAUUAUACAGGCUACUACAGUGAGAUGCAAUCUACAGCCUACCACAGUGAGAUGGAUCCUACAGCCUACCACAGUGAGAUGGAUCCUACAGCCUACCACAGCACAGUACUGACCAGGUUGGAGAGCCACACAGGAGGCCUGGUGCGUGGGGCGGGCAUUGGAUACACUGGGCCGUGA